Molecule: messenger RNA, 1110 nt
Organism: Meyerozyma guilliermondii ATCC 6260
Lineage: Eukaryota; Fungi; Ascomycota; Pichiomycetes; Serinales; Debaryomycetaceae
Exons: 1
Coding region: 1-1110 (369 amino acids)
Biological process (GO): maturation of LSU-rRNA from tricistronic rRNA transcript (SSU-rRNA, 5.8S rRNA, LSU-rRNA); maturation of 5.8S rRNA from tricistronic rRNA transcript (SSU-rRNA, 5.8S rRNA, LSU-rRNA)
Cellular component (GO): nucleolus
Source: RefSeq, a predicted model, not a curated record
AUGGCUAGAACGCCCACUGCGAACGUCGACGGCAAGGCGUUGGAACACCUUGAUGCAGCUUCGUCGGGGAAACCAGAAUCGAUUGUCUUUUUCAUCAAAGAUGGACAUUUUGCCCGCUCAAUUUCGGCCUGGGCUUAUUUCUUGUCGGUUAAUGAUCAUAGUCUGUUCAUUGAAACAUCGGUAAAGCUUGCCAGGCUCAGCAGUGCUAUUAAAAACGUGUUCGUAAAUGAAAAGGUAGCGUCGGAUCUGAAAGAAGGGCUUCAAGCCCAAUUGGAGUUGAUGGAAAUGCGUCCCCAAAUCGUUGAAAGAUAUCAAGAAAUCCUUCAAAGUCAUUCAAAAAUCUUGUACAGAGCCCUCAAUAACAACAGACCAGCCAUAACUAACCCAAUACUUCGCCUCAUGCUGAACAUCGUGACUUUCCAAUCAUCUUUGGCCACUGUACUCAUUGACAAUUUUGAUCUCAACUUGACCGUACUUCCCAAUUUAUUGGUUCCACCUAAAGGACAAGAUGGCCCUAUUAGUCAGUCCAAUGAUCAUCUAAACACUCGUCAUAACUUUAUCCGCUUUUGGAUAGCACUUACCACCUCGGUUCCAAGCCAUAUUCGGAAGGACUUGCUUGUAAAUAAACCAAAAAUCAUGAAUAAUUUAUGGAAGUUUAUGGCUGGUUCGGAUUCGAUUGGAACACUUCUGAUCAUCAUAGAAUGGAUAGAGUCGGCUAUACUCAAGGAAGCAAGCUUUAAGCGCUCGACCAAGUGCAAGAUACUUAACGAGAACUUUAUGUUCAAAUUACAGUUGUUGUUUAAUCGAUUACAAGAUGCCACUUUUACAUCUCAGUUCAUUCAAUUUGUGAAAUCAUUCACCUCUUCCAGCGAAGGGUUACUUUUUCCAAACAAUCAGUGCUUGCUCACUACAAACUAUGGUACUCCACUCAAUGUUAAUGGAAAAUCUUUCAAGGUUCAUAAUAAACUUCUUUUCACCUUUUUGACAACUUUGAAGCCUUGUGAAACAUUCCAACAAUUGGCUAUUGUGACUGAAAUUCUUAACCAAAUGUCCCGAAUUGAUUGCACCUUACUUGAACUGGUGUGUUCAAACAGGGGGUGGGUAUCAUGA